AUGGACAGAUCUUCCGCAAGAAUAUUAGACCCAAUACCUCUCGACCCCGCAAGCUUGUAUAUCAUCCUCAACGAUAUUGGUGACCAGGUUGAGUUCCAUUGGGCAUUGUACCUUGCGAAAAGCCCUACAGAAAAGACUGGCACAGGAAAUUUAUAUCAUGCCACCAACAGGCUUGGGGUGAGCAAAUUUAUAUUCCAAGAGAAAGUCGACUCCAACCUCAACUCGUCCGUAAACUUUCUUGUAGCAGUGAAAAUCGGCGACAUUGAGCCUUAUCUUUGGGACAGCCUAGGAAAUAUGUUGCAUCCACCAGACCAGCAUCCAGAUGGAAAGAUGCCCAUUGACGACUCAACCAAUUGUCGUAGCUGGGUUGUGAAAGCACUCGAACUUCUGGACGAUUACGGAUACAUCAAACUGAAGGGUGAAUCCAUCACAAAGAUUCAAGAUCAAUGUCGCAGAGCUGCUGCAGAUAAUUGGACGUCUCGCGAAAGAACUGUCGAGAAAAGUGGCUACAGCUUUGCUUAG
Sclerotinia borealis F-4128 is the source of this 522-nucleotide messenger RNA. The record is from the annotation of a GenBank genome assembly. Lineage: Eukaryota; Fungi; Ascomycota; Leotiomycetes; Helotiales; Sclerotiniaceae.